AUGUCAGUCAUUGAUCAAUUCGGCGACGUGUUGAGACAGUUGCCUACGUUGAAGGCUCCUGGUGUUUCUGGUACCCGUAUUAAGAAGUUGACUGACUUAGCUGUCCAGAAUGUCUCAGAUGAGUCUAAACUCAUCGACGAGCUUUACGCAUGCUGUAAGGCCACCCCUUCGUCCCAUAAACUAGGCGCUUUGUAUGUUGUUGAUUCCAUUGUAAGAAUUUAUAUGGACGAGGCUAAAAAGAAGGGCGAAACCAUCAACAGUCUGGCCCCUGACGGUACUUUUGCUGCUGGUGUCGUAAAGAUUGGUGGUUUGAUCGAGUCCUUGAUUGACGACGCUAUGGAUUUGCUGAUCAAUCCUGCCACAGAUGCCAAAAUAGGUAAACUUGUUGACAUCUGGGAGAGAGCUCAAACCUUUAGCCCCGAGAGCAUCUCGAGAAUGAGAAAUAAGCACUUUAAGUCUCUCACGCCGCCUGGUUCUCCAGCAUCUGCUGGUGGCUCCAAGGCAGCUCCAGUCGAGCCAAUCAAGCCACCAACUGAUUCAGGCAGCAUUCUUCUGGCAUUGGCCACUUUGGCUCAAAAGAGCGAGCCCCAAGGUGCUGCUCCUUCUAAUGACUCCCCAAUCACACAAGUUGCUGCUCCCGCACAGAAUGCCAACCACAUUUUGUCACAAUUGUCCGCUUUGGCUAAGCCUCUGCCUUCGCCUCCUGUGCCACAAGCCUCCAACCAGCCUCCUAACAAAGAACAUAUUUUCGACAUGUUGUCUCAAAUGCAAGCUACCUCAUCUAAUUCCACACCUCCACUCCAAAAUGCCACCAUGAACAAUGCACCACCACCACCAGGCUCGCAAUAUCAAAGCAAUGGACCAAAUGGACCAAGUGGACCUAACGGACCAAAUCGCAUGGAGAAUGGGUACAACAGUCACAACCAACAACAAGGAGGUUAUGGUAGAUCGAACCAAGGCUACGGCCAAAACUACGGAGAGCUGAACUAUGGUAACCAAGGCUACAAUCAAGGCUACAAUGGUGGUCAAAACUACAACAGCGGCAACGGAUUCAAUGCCAACCAAGGUUACAACGGAAACCAAGGCUACAAUGGCGGCCAAAACUACAACGCUGGCCAAAACUAUAACGCUGGCCAGAACUAUGGUGGCAAUGGGGGCUACCAGCCAAACCAAGGAGGCGCCUUUGACCGCCGCGAUGAUAGAAGAGGUCGCGAGAAUGAUUAUUCGAGAAGAAACCGUUCUAGAUCUCCAACAGGACGUUUUGACAGACAAGAUGACGGUGUUUAUCAACAACGUAGAGGCCCUCAACCAGGUCAAUUUACCGAAGAAGGCGAAACUAACGACCCUGGCGCACCACACUACAGACCUCGUAACGUCGGAUUUGACAACACAAUGCCAGCGGGCUCCUUCAAGGUCAUGUCUAGAACCUUGUUCAUUGGUGGUUUGCCAAGAGGAAUGGAUGAGAGGGCUUUGGCAUCUCAUUUGAGACCAUAUGCGGAGGUUCAGUCUAUUAUUAUGAAUAUGGAGAGAAAACAUGCUUUCGUGAAGGUGUUCUCCAGAAAAGAGGCGGAGGCAGUUAUCCAGUCAUUCAACAAAGAUGGCGCUCUCCCAUUGAGAACACGUUGGGGUGUCGGUUUUGGACCAAGAGAUUGUUGCAACUACCAGCAUGGUAUCUCCAUCAUCCCAAUCCAAAGGUUAACAGAGGCUGACAAGCAGUGGGUUGUUCAAGCCCAAUGGGGAGGUACCGGUGGUGAACCACUCGUCAGUGGAAUGGUCGUUGAUGAGCCAGAUAUCGAAAUUGGUACUGGUAUCUCUUCGAAGGCAAUGUCAAAGAAGAUGCCAACAAACUCCACUAGAAAUGGACCAAAAUCAAAUCGCCCCGGAGAGUCCGACGAGCUCUAUGCCAAAACCAGCUCCAUGGGUGGUCAACAAGAGUACAUGUCAUACUCCCAAGGCGCAAAUCCAUUGUCUGGUUUGUUCAACAACCAGCCUCCUCAAAACCCAGGCUAUCCUCCUCAAGGGCAAGUUCCACCUCCUAACCAAGGAUACCAGGGCAAUUACGGAAACAAUGGUUUGAGCUCCCAGCUACAAAAUUUCUUCCAAAAUGGACAGCGUUAG
Molecule: messenger RNA, 2118 nt
Organism: Australozyma saopauloensis
Lineage: Eukaryota; Fungi; Ascomycota; Pichiomycetes; Serinales; Metschnikowiaceae
Product: Nrd1 complex RNA-binding subunit
Exons: 1
Coding region: 1-2118 (705 amino acids)
Molecular function (GO): RNA binding
Source: RefSeq, a predicted model, not a curated record